Molecule: messenger RNA, 2763 nt
Organism: Paramecium primaurelia
Lineage: Eukaryota; Ciliophora; Oligohymenophorea; Peniculida; Parameciidae
Source: the annotation of a GenBank genome assembly
AUGAAAAUCAUCAAAAUUUUACUACUCCUUUGCAUUGUCUCUUCAGUGUUCACACAACUUACUUAAGGUGCUCAAUAACCUGGCCAAGGUAUGAUCUUUAAAUUUAUAGUAUUUUAGUACCCUCUGGAAGCUCAGGUCCCACAUAAGGUGCCCCUACUGGCCAAUAAGGAUAAUAAAAUACAUCCGGUAUCUAAUUAUAUCUUAUCAUUUUUAGGCGGCUAACCAUAAGGUGGUAUGUAACAAGGUGGCUAACAAGGUGGUAUGCAACAAGGUGGUCAAUAAGGUGGAUAAUAAGGCGGAUAAUAAGGCGGAUAAUAAGGUGGUCCAUAAACUGGAGGAAAAGCCAAGAAAUGCUUACCAACCUAAGCACAAUAAGGAUAACAAUAAUAAUAAGGACAAUAAUAAGGAUAAUAAUAGGGUUAAUAAUAAGGACAGUAAUAACCAACUCAAUAAACCCUUCCUGGAAAUCAACUUCCAGAUUAAUAAGUGUAAUAAUAACCAUCAAGUGGAACUUAACAACCACCAAGUGGAACCUAACAACCACCAAGCGGAACCUAACAACCAUCAAGUGGAACUUAAUAACCACCAAGUGGAACUUAAUAACCAGGUGGAACUUAACAACCAGGUGGAACUUAAUAACCAGGUGGAACUUAAUAACCAGGUGGAACUUAACAACCAGGUGGAACUUAACAACCAGGUGGAACUUAACAACCAGGUGGAACUUAAUAACCAGGUGGAACUUAAUAACCAGGUGGAACUUAACAACCAGGUGGAACUUAACAACCAGGUGGAACUUAACAACCAGGUGGAACUUAAUAACCAGGUGGAACUUAAUAACCAGGUGGAACUUAACAACCAGGUGGAACUUAACAACCAGGUGGAACUUAACAACCAGGUGGAACUUAAUAACCAGGUGGAACUUAAUAACCAGGUGGAACUUAACAACCAGGUGGAACUUAACAACCAGGUGGAACUUAACAACCAGGUGGAACUUAAUAACCAGGUGGAACUUAAUAACCAGGUGGAACUUAACAACCAGGUGGAACUUAACAACCAGGUGGAACUUAACAACCAGGUGGAACUUAAUAACCAGGUGGAACUUAAUAACCAGGUGGAACUUAACAACCAGGUGGAACUUAACAACCAGGUGGAACUUAACAACCAGGUGGAACUUAAUAACCAGGUGGAACUUAAUAACCAGGUGGAACUUAACAACCAGGUGGAACUUAACAACCAGGUGGAACUUAACAACCAGGUGGAACUUAAUAACCAGGUGGAACUUAAUAACCAGGUGGAACUUAACAACCAGGUGGAACUUAACAACCAGGUGGAACUUAACAACCAGGUGGAACUUAAUAACCAGGUGGAACUUAAUAACCAGGUGGAUAAUUUCCUGGCUAAUAAGGUGGUUAACAAGGUGGUUAACAAGGUGGUCAAUAAGGUGGUCAAUAAGGUGGAUAAUAAGGUGGAUAAUUCCCUGGUGGAUAAUAAGGUGGAUAAUAAGGUGGAUAAUAAGGUGGAUAAGGACAAGGAUAAGGUUAAUAACCUUAAGGACCUCCUUAAUCAAAAGGAUAAUGGAAUUAAGAUUCAGAACAACAAGAAAAAUGUGUUGAAGUUGAAGUUAGUUGUGCUGAAAAUGAAAUAGUUUUCAAAGAUAGAUGUGUAGCUUAAACAUGUGAAAACUUAGAAAAAGUUUAAAGCAAAUAAGAAGGUGGAAAAAAGAAGUUACCAAUGAAAUUUGAAGGAAAAGCUGACUUUAAUGAUAAUAAAGAUGUUGUUGUAUAAUUGGUAUUCCCUGAUAACAAAGAUAAACCUCUUAUUAAAUCUGAUGGAAAUGCCAAUGCUUGUAUCGAAAGAUCAAUAUACAGAUAUAGACCAAGUUUCUUAAGUGAAACUUUAGAUGAUUCAACUGUUACAAGCAGUUAUGAUGAUGAUAAAUAAGUAAGAAUUUGGGAAUUCACAAUAUUGAAUGCUGACAUUGAUAGUAAAUUAUUCAAAGAUGAAUAAACCGAUAAGGUUGUUUAUACUGGUUACUAUUCAGUGAAAUUAACAAUUUAAGAGAAGAAAUUAGUUUAAUUCUUCUUUACAUUCUUUGUAGCAGUAGACUUAGAUGGAAAUGUUUUAUCAGCUCAAGCUUAAUCUGAAGCUUAAGAUGAUACUCCAGCUUGUGCAACUGAAGAUAAUUGUGUUUCAAGAGCAGAAACUGAAGUAGGAUUUUGUAGUGAUGAAACCUGUUAAACUCUUGUUGAAUAGCCAUAAGUUUAUGCUGGUUAAAAUUUCUUUGUUGUUCAAAGAGUAAAAUAAACUGGAUUUGAAUCAUGGAAAGUAGGAGAUGCUGAUGUUACCAUUACUGGUGAUGGAGUGAAUAAAAAAUUGAAACCAACUAAAUAAGAAAAAUAACCAGGAUAAACAAUUUAUACAUUAAAUGUUAAUAUUCUUGCUAAUAAUGUUGAAUUCUCAGUCAAUGGUAAACUUGAAGAUCCAACUGCAGCUCGUAGAUUCAGAUUUUUAGAAGAUGCUGCCACUACUGAUGGCACUGAAGUCUCAUCUGCUAAAGCUGUUGGUUCAACUACUUUAGAAUGCAUUAAGAAGGAUGCCAAUUCUUCAUGCCCAACCGCUGAAGAAUCUAAAGCAUAUAAUUAACCAGAUUGUGGAACUAUUGGAUAAACCGAAUGUGAAAGCAGUAAUGGACAAAUCUGGUCAUUUUUGAUGUUUGCCAUCUUAAUGCUAGUACAAUGAUUAAUUAUUUACAUCAUAAAGCAC